UAGUGGAUCCACCUGUCACUGGAGACUUUGGAUCAAUAUGAAGAACUGCUCCGGUUACUUUGUGUAUCGGCUGUGGCCGACAGCCUGGAGUAACGCUGUGUUCUGUACAGAACCUCUGUCGGACACAACUCAGGAACGCCAGGGAUCGGUGACCGGAGAGCCUGGUCCAGGGUUGACCACCAGCCCAGCAGGGUCUGUGAGCUCAGUCACAGACUCCGCACUCGGUGAUCCGUGUGGAACCCGCACCAUCCUGGAUCAGCCCUGGAGGAGCACGGAUUGUUCCCACACUGAGUGUACCCAUGGACAAUGGAUGAGUGAUGGACAUCUUGAAGUGGGAUGGUACAGAUUUAACAGUUCCGGAGGAUGGAAGAUUCCCGAGACGGUCGUACCACAGUAUCACUGCUCCGGGGUGUACCCAGGCUGGUUAAACGGUCCCCAUCCCAGCGUGGGAGAGGGGGAGGUGACCAGGACCGUCUGCUUCACUGUGAGUGAAAACACCUGUUACUGGAGACGGGAGAUCGGGUUGAAAAACUGCUCCGGUUACUUUGUGUAUCGGCUGUGGCCGACACCCGUGGGUACCGCUGUGUACUGUACAGACCUGGAGUUUUCUACACUGGAACAGUCUACAGGAUUGACUACUACAGAGCACACCCAGGAACUGUCCUCUGUCCCAGCGGGAGACACAUCCUCAGACCUGGAGGCUUCCACAAUGGAUCAAUCCAAUGGAUCAUCUACAGGUCAACCCACCGCAUCACCAUCCUCUACCUCAGCGGGAGAGAGAUCCUCAGGAGUUCGCAUGUGGAUUAACGUGCAGCUGACAUCGAGUGGAAACGUGAGUGAGGAUGAAGUGUGGAAAGCCAUUCGACGAAAGCUCCAGGAGAUGUUCGGUGAUCCAAAUCUUCAGAUCAAGCUUGCACGGUUCAGGGCAGAACCUCCGGAGGAGUGAGGGAGUGAUCUGUCAACGAGUGAAGGAGUCUGCAGUUCCAUCUCCCUGACGCUUUACACCCUCUCCCUUACUCCAGCCUGCCUUUAGACAAGUAUACGGCUCACAGAGGGUUAAUCCCAGGAGAGCCUAAGAUGUUGCUACACUCUGCUGAUUCCCCAGUGUGCCGCAGCCUGCGAGCUUUUAGUUGAUCACAUUGUGAAGUACGAUCCCAUUGAGUAGUGACGCCAGAAGCCCAGAACUGAGAGUGAGCACACAGACCCGGCCUGUUCCAGGAGGAGCAGAUCCUCCGAAUGAUGAGAUCAAUCACAGAACAUCCCGGGUACGGUCCCCGUAAACACCGACACCCCUCACUACAGGACCGGGUCGGUGUGAGACGUCACACACCUUCCACAGUGUACGGUCCGUAAACACCGACACCACUCACUACAGGACUGGGUCGAUGUGAGACGUCACACACCUUCCACAGUGUACGGUCCGUAAACACCGACACCCCUCACUACAGGACCAGGUCGGUGUGAGACACACACACCUUCCACAGUGUACGGUCCGUAAACACCGACACCCCUCACUACAGGACUGGGUCGGUGUGAGACGUCACACACCUUCCACAGUGUAUGGUCCGUAAACACCGACACCCCUCACUACAGGACUGGGUCAGUGUGAAACACACAUGUGGGUUUACAAUAAAAUGGGAAAAUUAGCUGAUGCUGGGCUUCAUUGCAUAAAUAUAUCAUCAAUAAUUUGUUGUAACUGAUUGAACUGAACUUAUGUGUGAAAUAAUGAAUCGAUUUUUGAUAAAACUGCAGAACCGUGAAGACAUCAUGGUCUGUGGAUGUAGUGAGGAAGAUCCCUGAUCUCCAGAGGUACUGAGGAAAGUAUCCUGUGCACCUUUGCAGACAUCUGUGUACACUCGCAGAGCACAGGACAAUCCUGCACAUUCCCACCCGAUCAGCACGACACCCGACACAUCCAUCUGACACCCUCCCGAUCUCCAUCUCGCACUCCGACACUCCCUCUAAUGCUCUCUUGGUCUCCAUCUCUCCCUCAGACACACUGUAAUUCUCCAUCUCCCUCUGAUGCACUUUUCUUUCUCCAUCUCUCUCGCUAACACACUCUUGUUCUCCACCCCUCCCUCUGACACACUCUCAUUCCCUACCUCCCUUGCUCUCUGACUCCACCUCUCUCUCUCUCUCUCUUCUCUCUGAUACUGUUUUAUUCCAUCUCUCGCUCUCUCUGAUACACUCUCAUUUCCAUUUCUGACAUCGAGCAAGUCAGUCGAUCUCUA
Hypanus sabinus (Atlantic stingray) is the source of this 2231-nucleotide messenger RNA. Its product is annotated as pancreatic secretory granule membrane major glycoprotein GP2-like. The transcript has 9 exons. The record is from RefSeq and is a predicted model, not a curated record. NCBI's taxonomy places the organism in Eukaryota, Metazoa, Chordata, Chondrichthyes, Myliobatiformes, Dasyatidae. The coding region runs from base 38 to 946 and encodes 302 amino acids.